CUGUAUACUAGAGGCUACGUGCGUUUGAUAAGUGACAGGCCUCCCGGGGGGGUGUGCCAAGGGUGCUGGAACCGUGCGCUGGAGUGGUGUUUCCGCCCCAGUCUGACAAUACGGCGUCAACAGCCAUGCUAGCGGCUGGCAUUCGAGUCGCCCGCGGUCCCGACUGGAUCUGGCAUGAACAAGAUGACGGUGAAGGACACGUCGGAACGCUGUGUGAAAUAGGCCGGUCCGGAUCGACCCACUCGCCGGACAAAACGGUCGUUGUGAAUUGGGACUCGGGCCACCGGACAAACUAUCGCGUCGGCUACCACAAACAGUACGAUCUGAUCGUGAUCGACAACGCACAGAUAGGCGUCAAGCAUCCGAACGUUGUGUGCGACGGCUGCAACAAGGCGGGCAUUGCUGGCAUUCGGUUCCGGUGUGCGGAGUGUCAGUACUACGAUCUGUGCGCCACCUGCUACGGUAAUGACGUGCAUGAUCUCGACCAUCCCUUCAUCCGCUUUCAGACUGCCAAUUCGGUCGGCAUCCGUCUGCCACCAAGGAAAGGAACGCCCAAGAUACAGCUAAAAGGCAUCUUCGUUGGUGCAAGAGUAAUACGCGGCCCCGACUGGGAAUGGAAUAAUCAGGACGGUGGGCCUGGCAAAACUGGUCGUGUGUUGGAAAUUCGUGGCUGGGACAACGAAUCCUGUCGCAGCGUAGCGAGUGUUGCCUGGGCUUCCGGCUCAACGAACGUGUACCGGCUAGGCCACAAAGGAAACGUGGAUUUGCGUUACGUGCAGCCGUCGGUUGGCGGUUUUUACUACAAAGAUCACAUGCCAGUAUUAGGACAACCCGAAGAACAGCAACCGGUUUCGCCACCGGUGCGUUCGCACUUUUACGUCGGCGAUCGGGUGCAGGUCGCCAUCUCAGAGGAGCGUCUGAAGACGCUACAACAGGGCCAUGGAGGCUGGAACCCGCGAAUGGCCGAGUACCUCUCGAAGGUCGGCAUCGUGCACCGGAUCACGGACAAGGGCGACAUUCGGGUGCAGUACGAGGGCUGCUCGAACCGGUGGACCUUCCACCCGGCAGCGCUCGUCAAGAUCUUCAGCUUCAACGUGGGUGAUAUCGUUACCUUCAUUGCGGAUGCGGCCGUAAUGCAGCAGCUCCAGAAAGGGCACGGCGAGUGGAUCGAAACGAUGCAAAAUGUGUUGGGCAAAAUGGGGAAAGUGAUCAAGAUCUAUGGGGAUGGUGAUUUGCGCGUCCAGCAGCUGGACGAUGACAUGGCGUGGACAGUGAACCCCAAGUGUGUGAAGCUGUCGACGGCAGCGCAUGCUGCCGCAACCGAGCGUUCCAACAGUAUGCGCGAUCUGAGCAAUCAGCGCAUCAACGAACACCACAUGGCACCGCUGGCCGGGUUGGGUGGUCACACGGCGGCGGAUCGGUUGGUGCGCGAAGCAGCGCUCGGUAACCUCGAAUUCGUUCAGACCUUCCUAAACAUUAAUCCGGAAGCAGUGGACUGCGUGAGCGGUGGAAAGACCUGCCUGCAAGUGGCUGCCCACCAGGGCCACGUAGAACUGGUCAAGUAUCUACUGCACGCGGGCGCCAACGUAAACGUCACCGACAAGGAGGGCGAUACGACCCUACACUAUGCGGCGUUCGGUAAUCAGCCGGAAAUCAUGCGCGUACUGCUACAGAACAAAGCCAAAAUUGACGAACUCAACUCAACGCACUGUACGGCAUUGCACAUUUCUGCACACAAGAAACCACCACAGUGUGUCAAAGUGUUGCUGGAGUUCGGUGCGAACGUUAACGUGCAGGACGCGUACGGUGACACGGCACUGCACGAUGCGAUCGGCAAGGAAAACAUCGAGGUGGUGGAGAUGCUGUGCGGCUCCCCAACGCUUGACCUCACCAUCCGCAACCAUCGGGGCUUUAAUGCGUUACAUCACGCGUCUCUCAAGGGUAAUGUACACGCGGCACGCCACGUCAUACGGUUGGCCCGACAGCUUGUGAACGUGCGAAAGGACGAUGGAUUUUCGGCACUGCAUCUAGCUGCCCUCAAUGGACAUACGCGCAUCAUCGAGGUGUUGGUGCAGGAGGGACAGGCGGACAUUAACAUCCGGAAUAAUCGCAGCCAGACGCCUUUCCUGUUGGCGGUAUCACAGGGCCAUACGGCGUCGAUCGAAAAGCUGGUCGAUCUUGGGUGUGAUGUACGAGCACGGGACGAAGAUGGUGACAACGCAAUGCAUCUGUGCAUCAUCAAGAAGGCGAAUCUGGUGCAGGACAUCUCACCGACGGAUGCACCGAAAAUCCACGACAUCUACCAAUCGUUGGCAGGCAUCGUGAUCGAGCAUCGGCUCAUGUACGCGCUGUUGUGCUUUCUCGCUAGCGAAGGUUGUCCGCUGGACGUCAAUCGCAAGGGUGCCCGAGUGCUGGACUGGAUUGGAAGUCCACAGAUUAAGGAGAUUAUCGUCGAAUACGAGCGUACACGGUUAGCACGGGAAGCGGCUGCUGCUGCCGCCCCGAACGGACCCGUCAUCUCGACCAGCUUCCCGGUCAACCCUCCGGUGGCUACAUCCUCCCGCAAUCUACCCAACCCGGAAGAGGAAACACAAAUUCCACAGCAAUUGUUGUGUAACUUUGACUCCAUGAGCAUCACCGCACCGGGCAUUGAACCGGUGGGUGGAGGCACGGUGGAAAAGCUUGCAGACGCUGCCGGAAGUGCAUCGCUUGCGCUGGAGAAUGGUCUGGCGGGUGCCAGUGGACUACAGCAUCCUGUACCACCCGGUCCAAGCAAUCCUCCAACACCGGCCCGGCGUAAUAGAGGACAUGGGGCACGGGAUGCUAGCGCCGCCGGAGCACUUGUCACACCGCCCGCCGUUCUUGGUGCAGGUGGGCACAGUGAUGAGGCCGACCCGAAUCUGCUACUCCACCCGUCGUCCUCCACAUCGUCAGCCACCGCCAACAUUCGUCCCAGUAGUGCCGCUAGCAACGGCAACACCGUGUUUGUAGAUAGUCCCGCUCGGUACAAGUCACCCAACAGAGCCUUAUCGCCUGCAAUGGGCGAACCCUUGGUGCCACCGCCACCAGCAGCAGCAGCACCCACGCCACCACCGCACGGUUCACCGUCACCCUCAUCCCUAACCACUGGGCCGAGUGUCGGUCCCUCGUCGAAGCAUAUCAGCCGGCGGCAGUUUGUAAUGGAUGUAAUGGGUGCGCUUCCUCCUGCCCCACCACCAUGCUCCUCCUCUGCUUCUACCAAUCCUGCCUCGUGUUCAGCUAGUCCGACGCCACCGGCAACCGGUGCACCACCACCGGUUCCACCACCACUCCCCCCAAUCAGCAGCAACCUGCAGCAUCACCUUCAGCAAGCGCUGCCACCGACCGAAGCACCGCGCGAAUGUAUCGUCUGCAACGAAACGCUUCAGCUGAUCGUGUUCGAUCCCUGCCAUCAUCAGAUCGCGUGCGAAGAGUGUGGGCUGCGCAUGAAGAAGUGUCUCACCUGUGGUAUGCACAUCGAGCGCCGCACGACCGCUGCUGGAUGGCCGCUGCUAGGACCGAAGGAUGGCCGGCACCCGUCCGCCGAUCGGUUGCGUUACCUCGAGAGCAAAAUUAUCGAAAUCGAGGAAACGCACUGCUGCAGCAUCUGCAUGGAGCGGCGGCGCAACUUGGCGUUCCUGUGCGGGCACGGUUCGUGCUCGAAGUGCGGUGAGACGCUCAAGAUUUGUCACAUGUGCCGGAAGCCGAUUACGAAAAAGAUUAACCUUUAUUAGAGGGGUGAGUCC
Messenger RNA from Anopheles maculipalpis, 3764 nucleotides. RefSeq names its product E3 ubiquitin-protein ligase MIB2 (gene mib2). The record is from RefSeq and is a predicted model, not a curated record. The transcript has 5 exons. Gene Ontology annotation, biological process: protein ubiquitination. Gene Ontology annotation, cellular component: cytoplasm. Gene Ontology annotation, molecular function: zinc ion binding; protein binding; ubiquitin-protein transferase activity. Bases 126 to 3752 code for a protein of 1208 amino acids. Lineage: Eukaryota; Metazoa; Arthropoda; Insecta; Diptera; Culicidae.